Molecule: messenger RNA, 4407 nt
Organism: Fukomys damarensis (Damara mole-rat)
Lineage: Eukaryota; Metazoa; Chordata; Mammalia; Rodentia; Bathyergidae
Gene: Tbc1d9b
Product: TBC1 domain family member 9B
Exons: 22
Coding region: 1-3768 (1255 amino acids)
Molecular function (GO): calcium ion binding
Source: RefSeq, a predicted model, not a curated record
AUGGAGGCGGAAUAUAUUACACAGUACAGCCCCAAUUUAAGGAGGCUGCUCUGCGUCCUCAGCCUGCCCCGCUCUCCCCUGCCAGGUCUUCUCGUGGGCACCCUGGACGUGGUGCUGGACUCCAGCGCUCGCGUGGCCCCCUACCGCAUCCUUCACCAGACCCAGGACUCGCAGGUCUACUGGACGGUGGCGUGCGGUUCUUCCCGUAAAGAGAUCACAAAGCACUGGGAAUGGCUGGAAAAUAACUUGCUGCAGACGCUGUCCAUCUUUGACAAUGAAGAAGAUAUCACCACCUUUGUCAAGGGCAAGAUCCACGGCAUCAUUGCAGAAGAGAACAAGAAUCUGCAGCCCCAGGGAGAUGAGGACCCUGGGAAGUUCAAGGAGGCUGAGCUGAAGAUGCGGAAGCAGUUUGGGAUGCCAGAGGGCGAGAAGUUGGUCAACUACUACUCCUGCAGCUACUGGAAGGGCCGCGUGCCCCGGCAGGGCUGGCUCUACCUGACCGUCAACCACCUGUGCUUCUACUCCUUCCUGCUGGGGAAGGAAGUGAGCCUUGUGGUGCAGUGGGUGGAUGUCACGCGCCUAGAGAAGAAUGCCACGCUGCUCUUCCCCGAGAGCAUCCGUGUGGACACCCGGGACGAGGAGAUCUUCUUCUCCAUGUUCCUCAACAUCAGCGAGACCUUCAAGCUCAUGGAGCAGCUGGCCAACCUGGCCAUGCGACAGCUGCUGGACAGUGAGGACUUCCUGGAGGACAAGGCUCUGCCCAGGCCUGUCCGGCCGCACCGGAACAUCUCAGCUCUGAAGCGAGACUUGGACGCCCGAGCCAAGAAUGAGUGCUACCGAGCCAUGUUCCGGCUGCCCAGGGACGAGCGUCUGGACGGUCACACGGCCUGUACCCUGUGGACGCCAUUCAACAAGCUGCACAACCCUGGCCAGAUGUUCAUCUCCAAUAACUAUAUCUGCUUUGCCAGCAAGGAAGAAGAUGCAUGCCACCUCAUCAUCCCUCUGCGGGAGGUGACCAUUGUGGAAAAAGCUGACAGCUCCAGCGUCCUGCCCAGCCCUCUGUCCAUCAGCACCAAGAGUAAAAUGACCUUCCUGUUUGCCAACCUGAAAGACCGUGACUUCCUGGUCCAGAGGAUCUCGGACUUCCUCCAAAAGAUGCCAUCUAAGCCACAGGGCAGCAGCCUCACCUUGCAGGGAAGGAGAGCCAGCACUGUGGACCCAGCCCAGAAGUCCCUCCCAGCACCUCAGGAGCUGCUGGAAGCACCCACCAGCCUGUCGUCACCCCUCCGCAGCCACCUGAGUUUCAGUGCCCAGCAGGUGCCCACCGCGUCCCAGGGCCUACUCAAGGUCUUCCAGAGACACUCGCCCAUGGAGGACCUCGGAGCUAAGGGGGCGAAGGAGAAGGCAAAAGAGGAGGCGUGGGACAUCCACUUCUUUGAGUAUGGGCGCGGCAUGUGCAUGUACCGCACAGCCAAGACUCGGCAGCUGGUCCUGAAGGGCAUCCCCGAGAGUCUGCGAGGAGAGCUGUGGCUCCUCUUCUCGGGGGCCUGGAAUGAGAUGGUGACUCACCCCGGCUACUACACCGAGCUGGUGGAGAAGUCCAUGGGGAAGGACAGCCUGGCCACCGAGGAGAUCGAGCGAGACCUCCACCGCUCCAUGCCCGAGCAUCCUGCCUUCCAGAACGAGCUGGGCAUCGCUGCCCUGCGGCGGGUGCUGACCGCCUACGCCUUCCGGAAUCCCACCAUUGGCUACUGCCAGGCGAUGAACAUUGUGACGUCCGUGCUUCUGCUCUACGGCAGCGAGGAGGAGGCCUUCUGGCUCCUGGUGGCCCUCUGCGAGCGCAUGCUGCCCGACUACUACAAUACCAGGGUGGUGGGAGCCCUGGUGGACCAAGGCAUUUUCGAAGAGCUCACGAGAGAUUUCCUACCCCGGCUCUCUGAGAAGAUGCAGGACCUGGGGGUGAUCUCCAGCAUCUCCCUGUCCUGGUUCCUGACCCUCUUCCUCAGCGUCAUGCCCUUUGAAAGCGCCGUGGUCAUCGUUGACUGCUUCUUCUACGAGGGCAUUAAGGUGAUCCUGCAGGUGGCCUUGGCUGUCCUAGACGCCAAUGUGGAGCAGCUGUUGGACUGCAGUGAUGAGGGCGAGGCCAUGACCGUGCUGGGCAGAUACCUGGAUAAUGUGGUCAACAAGCAUAGUAUCUCUCCCCCUAUUCCACACCUCCAUGCCCUGCUGACCAGCGGAGAUGACCCUCCUGCAGAGGUGGACGUCUUCGACCUCCUGAAGGUGUCCUAUGAGAAGUUCAGCAGCCUGAGGGCCAAUGACCUCGAACAGAUGCGGUUUAAGCAGAGGCUGAAAGUCAUCCAGUCUUUGGAGGACACAGCCAAGCGAAGCAUGGUCCGAGCCAUCCCAGGGGACAUUGCUUUCUCAAUUGAGGAGCUGGAGGAGCUUUAUGUGGUGUUUAAGGCCAAGCACAUGGCGAGCCAGUACUGGGGCAGCAGCUGCACAGCCGCCAGCCGCCGCGACCCCAGCCUGCCUUACCUGGAGCAGUACCGGAUUGAUGCCAGCCAGUUCCGGGAGCUCUUUGCCAGCCUGACGCCCUGGGCCUGUGGUUCACACACUCCUGCACUGGCAGGCCGCAUGUUCCGGCUCCUGGACCAGAACAAGGACUUGCUGAUCAACUUUAAGGAGUUCGUGACAGGGAUGAGUGCCAUGUACCACGGAGACCUCACGGAGAAGCUCAAGGUGCUCUACAAGCUGCACCUUCCCCCAGCUCUCGGCCCAGAGGAGGCAGAGUCGGCCCUGGAGGCUGCACAUUACUUCACAGAGGACAGCGCCUCAGAAGCAUCUCCUCUGACUUCAGAGCUGGAUCUUUUCCUGCCCUGGGGAGCUCAAGAAGCACUCCCACAGGAAAAGAGAGAAGGAAAUGGACAUGACGACGCUCCAGGAAGAAAAGGAGAGGAGAAGGGGACCAGCCCUCCAGACUACCGGCACUACCUACGCAUGUGGGCCAAGGAGAAGGAGGCGCCAAAGGAGACGAUGAAGGACCUUCCCAAGAUGAACCAGGAGCAAUUCAUUGAGCUGUGCAAGACCCUAUACAACAUGUUCAGUGAGGACCCCCUGGAGCAGGACCUGUACCACGCCAUCGCCACGGUGGCCAGCCUGCUGCUCCGCAUCGGAGAGGUGGGGAAGAAGUUUUCAGCCCGACUGGGCGGGAAGUCCAGGGACGGCGGCCAUACUGGGGACCACAGCAGUGCCGCCGAGGAGGACGAGCCACGGACACCUGAGCUCCAUCAGGACCCAACACAGGGGCUUCAGCGCCCAGCUGCGGAGGACCCACAGGCCAAAGCCGGCGGAGACACCUACACAGGGAAAGCAGCCCAGGAGAGCUGGGCAGUGGCCGAGGGGGGCAGCAGCGGGGGCCAGGGCUCACCCUCCCAGCUCCUGUCUGACGACGAGGUCAAAGACAUGUCCAUGUCGUCCUCCUCAGUGGCCAGCACGGGCUCCCUGCAGUAUGAGGACCUCACAGACGACACAGUACUUGUGGGUGGCGAGGCCCGCAGACCUGUGGCCUCCUCACGCACUGGGGGCACCGUGGACACGGACUGGUGCAUCUCCUUUGAGCAGAUCCUGGCCUCCAUCCUGACAGAGUCUGUGCUGGUGAACUUCUUUGAGAAGAGGGUGGACAUCGGCACCAAGAUCAAAGGCCAGAAGAAGAUGGAGAGGCAGUUUAGCACCUCCAGUGACCAUGAGCAGUUGGGGGUUUCAGGCUGACUGCCCUCUGCCCAUGUGGGCUCCGGCUGAUGCCUCCCGUUCCUUCCACCCUUCCCCUUUGCUCCCAUCUUCCGCAGAGGCAGAGUUGGCACCAGGAAGAAGGGCAGUGCAGACCCAUUCGCUUUAGCAGGGUUCCCCAGGCCUGCCCCUCAGAGGCCCAGGAAGAGGCUGGCUGCACCAUCCUCCGCCCAGCGGGACCCCGCCUUGAGGCUGGGUAUUGCCCGCAUAGUUAGAGGCUGUCCGACCUGCCUGUGCCUGCCUCACCCCCCUGCACCUCAUGCCGUGCCAAGGCCACACUGGGUCCCACCGGCCACGGGACAAUCUGUACAACUGUGCGCGCCAGAUACCCACUCCUGACACCUGGCAUGGGGCUGUGCUCGUUGGGUUCCAAAGUGAUGGAACUUCAGUCCUCUCAGGAGCCCUGAAGUCUGAGCCUCUUCACUGGGAAACUCAGCAGAAGACUCCUCUGCACACACUGGCGUUACUCCACUUGUGCUUUGGCUCCUCACCAGUAAUUUUGAAGGUGCAUCCCUCAGUCCUGAUCGCACUUGGCUAAACAUCACACUGUGCUCAAUGCCUUAAUGGAUCCCUGGAAGAAAUAAAAACCACACUGCAGUGCCUUGAUGUUCUCCUUGCCUG